This is a messenger RNA of Helobdella robusta, 642 nucleotides long. RefSeq lists its product as hypothetical. The transcript is spliced from 3 exons. The record is from RefSeq and is a predicted model, not a curated record. Gene Ontology annotation, molecular function: catalytic activity. NCBI's taxonomy places the organism in Eukaryota, Metazoa, Annelida, Clitellata, Rhynchobdellida, Glossiphoniidae. The coding region runs from base 1 to 642 and encodes 213 amino acids.
AUGUUUAGAAAAGACAGGGAACACAGUAAAGAUAAAGGACAGGGAGUAUGCUACAGAGUACCAGAUUCAACAAAAGAGAAUGACAGCGGAUUACGUGAACUGAUCAGAAAUGCCACAAAAGUGCCUUGCGUAAUAAUGGGAGACUUUAACCACCAUAUUGACUGGAAUCAUAGAGAAGGCAAAAAGCUGGUAGACGAACUGUUUCUGGACUGCAUAGACGAAAACUUCCUUACUCAGCAUGUGAUGGAGCCAACAAGGGGAGAAAAUAUAUUAGAUUUAAUAAUAUCAGCAGAAGAGAACUUAAUAGAAGAAGUUAGGGUAGGAGAAGAAUUUGGAACGAGCGAUCAUAGGAUACUUAGAUUCAACAUAGUGUUCACUGGAACCCCGGAAGAGAAGCUGAUGGCCGCGCUCUGGUUGCCUGGUGUAACAAGUGAAAUUUUAGUUGACGAUAAUGGUACAAUCACUUGUCAUUUGGUAUCCUGUUGCUAUCAAGGGAGAAGAAGUCCAACCAAAAGGAAACAGCAACUGCUCCAACAACGUAAACUUGCGUUUGAAAAAUUGUCUGUCUGUGCAGGAUCAACUCAGUUUACCCAAAGAAAGAACCAAAAACUGUGUUCAAAUGGAUUGCAAAACUUCAAUUGA